AUGGCAGAUCGACUGACCCAGUUGCAGGACACGAUCAAUCAGCAAGCUGAACACUUCUGUAACAGCAUCGGAGUCCUUCAACAAUUCUCAUCGCCGAGCAAAUUCCCGGGUUUCGAUCGCAGCGGUUCACAGACGCCUCAACAGCAACAAAACCAGGAAGACUAUGCAAUGCUAUUUGCGACACUGAUAUCUAGAUGUGCUAAGGACAUCGAUACUCUUAUUGAGUCGUUACCAAGUGAGGAAAGUUCAACAGAGCUGCAGGUCCAAAGUCUGAAGCGUUUGGAAGCUGAGAAUAAAGAAGCCGCGGAACAAUUAGAGGAGGUGGUCCGACAAGGAGAGAUACUCUUAGAGAAAAUACAAGGAGCGUUAAGUGACAUCGCACAAUCACAACUAGACAUGCAGAACCCUCAACUCAUACUCAAUAAGGAUAUAAAACCACAAUUAUAG
Messenger RNA from Danaus chrysippus (African queen), 447 nucleotides. The record is from the annotation of a GenBank genome assembly. NCBI's taxonomy places the organism in Eukaryota, Metazoa, Arthropoda, Insecta, Lepidoptera, Nymphalidae.